Messenger RNA from Tilletiopsis washingtonensis, 2476 nucleotides. RefSeq names its product putative adapter-related protein complex 1 beta 1 subunit. NCBI's taxonomy places the organism in Eukaryota, Fungi, Basidiomycota, Exobasidiomycetes, Entylomatales. Gene Ontology annotation, molecular function: clathrin binding. The transcript is spliced from 11 exons. Gene Ontology annotation, cellular component: membrane coat. Gene Ontology annotation, biological process: intracellular protein transport; vesicle-mediated transport. The coding region runs from base 205 to 2394 and encodes 729 amino acids. The record is from RefSeq and is a predicted model, not a curated record.
CUUCUCGCUCCCUCCACGACUGCCCUCACGACCCUCACGCUCCUCCUACCUCCCUUGCGCCACGCACUGCCUGCGUGCCCUCCUCGCGCACCGUCAUCGCCGCAGCCUUCCGCUGUGCUGCUUCGCCGCGCCUGCGCCUCGUGGCCCCGCUGCCUUUGAGCUCGAGCACGCUCCUGCUGCUGCCAGGCAGCUGCUCUCGCCGCCAUGAGCCGUCCGCGCUUCUUCACGGCGCCGCGCAAGGGCGAGAACUUCGAGCUGCGCGCUGACUUGAACUCGGAGUACCGCGACCGGCGGAAAGAUGCCAUCAAGCGCGUCAUUGCCAACAUGACUGUGGGCAAGGAUGUGUCGGGCCUCUUCCCCGACGUGCUCAAGAACAUGCAGACCGACGACCUCGAGCAGAAGAAGCUCGUCUAUCUCUACCUCAUGAACUACGCCAAGACGCAGCCCGAGCUCGUCAUCCUCGCCGUCAACACGUUUGUCAAGGACUCGGACGACCCCAACCCGCUGGUGCGCGCCCUGGCCAUCCGCACCAUGUCGUGUCUGCGCGCCGAGAAGAUCAUCGACUACCUCUCCGACCCGCUGAGCAAGGCGCUGCGCGACGACAACCCGUACGUGCGCAAGACGGCCGCCAUCUGCGUGGCGAAGCUGUACGAGAUGAAGCCGGAGAUGGCGCUCGAGGGCGGCUUUGUGGGCACGCUGCGCGACAUGGUGGGCGAUGCGAACCCCAUGGUCGUCGCAAACGCCGUCACGGCCCUCACCGACAUCCACGAGACGGCGCUGGAGGUGGACCCGUCGGGCGAGUCUGCCCUCUUUGUCAUCGACACGGCUAUUCUGGCCAAGCUGCUCAUCGCGCUCAACGAGUGCACCGAGUGGGGGCGCAUCGCCAUCCUCAGCUCAUUAGCGCGGUAUAAGACGCGGCCGGGCGACGAGGGCGACAAGGAGGCAGAGCACAUCUGCGAGCGUGUCAUGCCGCAGUUCCAGCAUGCGAACGGCAGCGUCGUGCUCAGCGCCGUCAAGGUGAUCAUGAUCCACAUGGAGCGGAUCCCGAAGCAGGAGUUCGUCAAGCAGCUCGUGCGCAAGAUGGCGCCGCCGCUCGUGACGCUCGUCUCUUCUGCGCCCGAGGUGCAGUGGGUCGCGCUGCGCAACAUCAAUCUCAUCCUGCAGAAGCGGCCCGACGUCCUCUCGACGGAGCUGCGCAUCUUCUUCUGCAAGUACAACGACCCGAGCUACGUCAAGCUCGAGAAGCUCGAGAUCAUGAUCAAGCUCGCCAACGAGAAGAACGUCGACAUGCUGCUGAGCGAGCUGAAGGAGUACGCCUCGGAAGUGGACGUGGACUUCGUCCGGCGCGCGAUCCGUGCCAUCGGGCAGUGCGCCAUCAAAAUCGACGAUGCUGCCGAGCGCUGCGUGCACGUGCUGCUCGACCUCAUCGCGACGCGCGUGAGCUACGUGGUGCAGGAGGCCGUAGUCAUCAUCAAGGAUAUCUUCCGCAAGUACCCGCAGAACUACGAGGGCAUCAUCCCGACGCUCUGCGCGAAUCUGGAGGACCUCGACGAGCCGGAGGCCAAGGCCUCGCUCAUCUGGAUCCUGGGCGAGUACGCCGAGAAGAUCGAGAACUCCGAGGAGCUGCUCGGCUCGUUCCUCGACAACUUCGUCGACGAGCAGUACCCUGUGCAGUUCCAGAUCCUCACGGCCAUCGUCAAGCUCUUCCUCAAGAAGCCGGAGCAUGCGCAGGGCACGGUGCAGCGCGUCCUCGAGCUUGCAACGAAGGAGUGCGAUAACCCGGAUAUUCGAGACCGCGCCUUCAUCUACUGGCGCCUUCUGUCCAGUUCGGACAGCAACGCCGGCAAGUCCGUCGUGCUGGCUACGCGCCCGCCGAUCUCCAUUCCCCUCACGACUGUCACGCCGGCGCUGCUCGACGAGCUUGUCAGCGACCUCUCGUCGCUCGCGAGUGCCUACCACAAGCCCGAGUCAACGUUCAUCGGACGUGGCCGCCUCGGCGCCGACGCGCUGGCCAAGAAGCGCGACGAGGUUACGCGGGAAAAGGCGCUGGCCACCGUUGUGCAGGGCCAGGGCGCCGAGAACCUGCUCGACUUCGACGCCGACGACGAGCCGGCACGGCCAGCAGCGCCGGCUGCCGGCCUGAGCGGCAUCGAGGACCUGAUGAUUGGCGACUCGGGCCCCGCGCCGUCGAGCGGGCGGACCGCUGCGGCUGCGGCGCAGGCGGGCGCGCUGGACGACCUGCUGGGCCUCUUUGACAGCGCGCCGCCCACGUCGGGCCAGGGCCAGCAGACAGGACUCGAGGUGCUCUCGUCGCUGCCCGCCGUGCCGGCACACUCGCCACUGCCGGCCAACGGCGCACAGGCGCGGCAGCCGGACUUGCUCGAUCUCCUGUAGCUGAGAGGCACGCAUGCGCCAGUCAACUCGAUGCCUCUGUCACCAGCAUGCGGUCGUGGACGAGUCUGUCGUUAGGUCAUUA